Messenger RNA from Ostrea edulis (European flat oyster), 3824 nucleotides. RefSeq names its product coiled-coil domain-containing protein 78-like. Gene Ontology annotation, molecular function: ATP binding; microtubule motor activity; microtubule binding. The record is from RefSeq and is a predicted model, not a curated record. Gene Ontology annotation, cellular component: cytoplasm. The coding region runs from base 7 to 2790 and encodes 927 amino acids. The transcript has 22 exons. NCBI's taxonomy places the organism in Eukaryota, Metazoa, Mollusca, Bivalvia, Ostreida, Ostreidae. Gene Ontology annotation, biological process: microtubule-based movement.
ACUAAGAUGAAUGUGGAAGUGGUUGGACGGAUCCGGCCUUCCAUCAGGGCUGAGGGAUCAGAGUCCUUGGUUGUAGAAGGUCAAAGGAUUGCAGCCAAAUCUGGUGGCCCUUUUGUAAACUUAACCAAUCUACACAGAAAAGAUGCUACAAACUAUGAUAUAUACAAACAGUCGGUGGAUGACCUGUCAGAUCUACACAUGGCUGGAUUUAAUGUGUGUUUACUUGUUAUGGGGGAGAGCGAGUCUGGGAAAACGUUCACAAUACAAGGGGAGAGCACUCACAAGGCAGGACUUGUUCCUCUGAUCCUGGACUAUCUUUUCAGCAAACUCACUGGAGAUCAGUAUAUGACAGAUACAAAAGUAAGAAGACAGAACCCUCAUGUCACCAUGUCCAUGAUAGAGGUGUACAAUGAACUGGUGAAGGAUCUGCUGCAGGUUCCGGGAAGUGGCGGGGCAUACUUGGAUAUUCAUGAGACUGCAGAGAAAGGUGUCCAUGUCAAGAACUGCGGUGUAGCUGUGCUGAGAGACGCCUCAGAUGGUCAUGCUCAGUUCCGUCAGGGAAUGGCACGACGGACAGAAGCUGCAACAGAUUUUGGUCCAGCUACCAGGCAUGCUGCCACCAUUAUUCACAUUGACCUAGAAAUGAUAAAACAUAGAAAGUUAGUAGGAGAUAAUCUAAAGCCGAAUCAUUCACGCUUCACCAUCGUUGAGCUUCCUGGAUUGGAGAAACUGAAUGAAGAUGCUGCUCAUUUGAGACAGAGGGAGGGGCCAACACUUAGUAGAGCUCUCAUUGGUCUGAAUUCACUUGUCAUUUCAUUGGCCAGCAACCCUUAUGCAGACCGUGUUAUUAGCUACAGUGAUUCCAAACUGACUCAGUUGUUGAGAGAAGAGUUAGGAGGGAAUUGCAAGACAAGAGCCCUGCUGAACAUCAAGCCUCAACCCGAUCCCAGCACUUUCAAUGCUAUUGUACAAUUUACAAUACGGCUCUCUCAAGUGAAGAAUUUCCCCAUCAUCAAUGACUCCUAUGCUCAGGAGCUGAUCACCCAGUAUAGAGCCCGAAUUAUUGAUCUAAAACAGCAGUCUGGAGUAGGUCCUGCACCAAUGACACAAAUCAGCAAUCUUAACGAUGUCAAGGAAACCAUCCGACAGCUGGAGGUUGAAAAUCUGAGAUUAAAAGAUGAUAAUGAGCGAUUAAAGACUCGCCUAGAUGGAAUGCAGAAUAAAUUUGGGAGCAUGGCUCACACCAAAACUGACCUGUCUCAGCAGUUACUGAUGACAGAGGAGGAGAAACUCAAGGUGUCACAGUCUCUGGUGGAGAUGCAGAUAGAAAACAACAAGAUCAGAGAGGAAGCUGAGGCCACCAAGUUUGAAUUAACCAAUAAGAUUCUAAUGCUAGAAAAUUCAUUGUUGGAAGCAGAAAACGAGCGUGAUAAAAAUUACAAAGGUACUCGGAAUGCCAGGGAGAGACUACUGGAGAUGGAGAAGGACAGAAAAGACUUGGCAGAUGAAUAUGUUGUCUUAAAAACAAACUACCUAGCUCUUGUCAGGGAACAUGAAAAAGAAGCUAAAAGGAAUGAUGAACUUAGCAUUGAGCUACUGAACUUGGUGAAUGCCAAGGCAGCAUUAAUGAAGCAGAUUCACACCUUGGCUGAUAAUGACCCUGAUGUAGGGGACCCUGAGGCUGAGGUCAGCAGGGUCAAAGCUCUUGUCAUUAAGAACUCCUCUGGCAAAGUCAAGGCUGAUGAGAUACUGGGUUCCCAGACAGACAGGUCACAAGUAGAAAACACAUUAUUCAACAAUAAGAAACGUUAUGAGAGAGACAUGGAUCGACUCAAGAAAGAGCACGGGGAUGACAGGCAAAAACUGGAGGCCAAACUACUUGCUGUUCAAAAAGAGUUACAGGAAUCCCGCAACUUGGCUCGGGAAAGACAGCGUCGUUUGGCUGAACUGAAUGCACUUUCAUGGUGCUACAACAAUGAUGCUUUGAUUGUUGCACGAGGAGAGAAGGAGCAGUUAGAACUUCAACUAAACAGGCUCCAGCACAAGGUCAAGGACCUGGGAGAGGACUACAGGGGGAGACUCAUCAAAUAUGUGGAGGAUAUUUCUGAAUUUGUGGACAAAAAUAAUGCUGGACCUGAUGGUAGGAAUUCUGCUAGGAUGAGAGACUAUGUAGAAAACAUGCACAAGGACAUUUCUCGUUCUCACAAAGAGCGGGAGGAGCAAUUAAGUAUUGCAGCCCAGCAGUAUCGAGAGAGCAAGCGUUCUCUGCUGCAUAAGUAUGAAGAACUGCUCAUUCAUUACAGGAAUUUACGACUUCAGUGUGAAGAGAGAGGUUUAGAUGAUAUCGACAUGGGACCUGACGAGACUGAGUUAAAACUGUCAGACUCAGAAAUCAACUCUUCCAACUUAAGAGAAAUUACACGCCUAAAAGGCGAAGUCAACAGACUCAAACAAACUGUAGACAACUAUAAAAAUAAGUUUGGUGUGUCGGAUGUAGAGGAUUUGAGGAUGAGACCUGGUGAAAAACCAGCUGAGACCUGGGCUGCCCUGCGUAAACAGUUGAGAGAGUACACACUAAAUACACAGAGGGACUUAGAGGAGGAAAGAGCCAAACUAAUGAGUGAAAAUAUUGUGUUGAAAGAACAACUGAAAGAAAGUCAGGACUACAUUGAUCACCAUCUUGUUCGGUAUAAACAAGAGAUCGUAAAGUUGAGGAAAAUGCUAGGAUAUGACACGAACGGUUCACCAGUGUUGGGUGCUCCCUCAUACAGGAGGGGCAGAAGGAAAUAGAACAGGAGACUUUCUGUGUGGGAUAGGUGUGGUCCAGUCUGUAGCAAUCACAGCCUAUCAUAGAUACCGCUACAACAGUGGACAAUAGCGUCUUCCCUGUAGAGAAAAUAGUGCCAUCCAUACCAGCAAACAGUGCUUUACUGUUAGUGCUCUUGUGUUUUAUGUAGAGCAUCUGUGAUAUUUUCUGUGAUAUAAUUAUUACUUCUAGAGAUUGACCAUGUAGAUCUGUCAACUGCACGUUUUAUUAUAUAAACAUUGUCAAAGCACAACAUUUAAGUACUAGUGAUCAAAAUGGUAUAAAUUCACAUUUAUGAAAUGUUUGAAGGUACAUGUUCAAUUAAGAAAUUCUUUUCAACAAACGCCAUUCUGUGUAGACCAAAGACCUAGGAAUAUCAAAUCCGACUUGCAAAAACCUGUUUGGCCCCAUGAACUUAAAUUGUGCAAUGAAUCACAUUGCAUACACUCCUAAUGGCACACACUUUAGAUCAUACCAAGCACCAGACUUACUUUUGCCAUUUCAAAAUACAUGGGCUUUACAAUUCCAUUGGUUUGGCCUUUGAUAUCUUUGCAAAUUGUAAUGAUAGCCAUUUUCUCAUGAAUGUGUAACAGUCGUAGUCGAUGCACGUAUGAGUAAAGAUAAAUAUAGUAUAUCUACUAUAACGGCUAUGAAUUCUGACAGAAAUGAAAGUAGAAUGUGAAUAUAAGAAAUAAACUUCAUUUUUGAAAAGACAUAGGGUAUGAACAGCAAAACUUCAUGCUGGUAUACUUUUCAUGAAGUAUCCUGGCAUGAAGAGUUACAGUUCAUCCCCUCAUGUAUUUUCAAAACUGAAAUUUAUUUCUUAAAUAACAUUUCAAUGAUGAUACCAGGUAAUAGAUGCACAUCAAAAACAGUCUGUUAACAUGCUUUUUAACAGUUUGUACAUUGAUUAUGAUGUAGACUGUUACUGUGGGUAAAUCAAAGUUAUAAAUACUAAGCUAAUGUAAUAUGCAAUUUCUUUUUCUUACAGAAGCAUAAUAAAUGUUUUAUGAACUUA